AUGGAGAAUUUUAAUAUUGAAUCACUUCUUUCAUCAAUAGAAUCAAAAAAAGUUAAUUUAAAUUGGACUAAAGCAAACUUUGGACUAGUCGAAAAAAUGAGAAGGAAAAUAAAAGAAGAGUCUUCGUUUCCUUCAACAUCAAAAAACGAUGUCAGUCAGAUUAUGGAUGAACAUCGUUUGGAUAAAUUAUUUGAAAGCCGAUUUGACGCUACUGCCAUGAAUGAUAUUGACUUAAAACAUUUUCAACUUAAAUCAAUUCUAAAUGAACUUAGACAAAAUUUUGGAGUUAAUAUGACGAAAGAAAUUAUAGAUCAACUCAUUAGACGAUUUUUACACGAAAAUUCCGAACAAUUUAAAUCUCAUCGAAAAGAAGUUUUUAAUUUUUUGAUGGAAAUUUUGGAAACUCGUCCGCCAAUAAAUGCAUAUUAUAGAUGGGAAUGGAUGUGUAUUAUACUUUCUGACUUUAAAGAGGCUUAUUCUGACCAUGAUUUGCUUAAAACUUUGGAUAAAUUUUCUAAAGAAAUUCUCAAAUAUUUCAAAAACGACAAACUUCCAUUAGAAUUUAAACAAUUUUUGCUUGCCUUAUUGGAAUAUGAUUAUGCAGUUUUGUGUGCCAAUAAUUUAGACACAGUAAAAGAUCAACAACAUUUAUUUCAAGAUGUUUCAACCAAAACUUUAAAAAUUACAAAUAACAAAAAAUCUUUGUCUACUUUCAAUCAAUUACCUACAACGCCAAGGAUAAAUAAUGUAAUUGAGAAAAUGGAAGAUUUGGAUAAUUAUCCUUUGGCUUAUUUAAUUUUAUGUUCGGUUAGCCGUGAAGCUGGUAAUUUUCGUGAACUUAUUUCUACAAGAUUGGAAACUGUUAUUGUACAGGAUUUAUUGAUGCAUUUCCAUCCUAAAGAGGUUUCUUUCGAAAUUUUUCAUGGCUCUUGUCCAGUUUAA
This is a messenger RNA of Meloidogyne enterolobii, 942 nucleotides long. NCBI's taxonomy places the organism in Eukaryota, Metazoa, Nematoda, Chromadorea, Rhabditida, Meloidogynidae. The record is from the annotation of a GenBank genome assembly.